AAUUAACCAAGACCAUUCACCUGCAGUGCAGGAAGUGGAGUAAAGGUGAACAAAUCAAACACACCUGUGAGAAAAGGGAGGGAAAUGCAACAAAGGAAGUGAACAGAGGGAGAAAGAGUUGAAAAAACUGAACUUUUAUUUCACCAUCUGUAGGGCCUUGAACUACAUCAGUGGAUUAAGCCAACUUGCCCUGUUUUCUGGUAAAGACUAAGUAACCAGUUUGUGGGAAGACUGCUUUGGAGAACUAUUUUAAACCCUGGAACUACAUUUGCAGAGACUUCGCUUGACAAAAACAAGUGGCAGAUAAGUUGACGUUUCCAGCUUUCUUUUUGCUUCUACUGACUUUUACCCAAGAACUAUGGGCAUUUGUCUUCUCUUUUUCUUAUCCAUGGGUGUAUUUAAACACACACAUACACACUGGUUUCCAUGAUUGAUAUCAAUUAAGUUUUUAAUCAUUAACUGUUAGCCUCUCUUGUGACUUGGUUUAAAAUGUAUCUAUUUUGACCAAAUUGUUAUUUUUAUUACUCGUUAAAAUUGAAAGAGUAGGAAGUGCAUUUAAUCACAUUAAACUGUACCUUUUAUAGUUAUAUUUGUUGGGACAUUCUGGAACACGACUGUUGUUGUAGGCACACUUCAAGCAGGGACAUUUUUCUGUUCCCUACAUGUUUGGAGUUAGGAUUAGAAGUAGAAUCAGAUCAGUGUUAGCAGGGUCAGGAUUAAGAAUAGGUUUAUAUCUGUCAUAGUUAAGCCAAGGGGAAAUGUCCAAGCGAUGCUUUGUCUAUGUAAAGUGCUCACACUGUGUGUGUGUGUGUGUGUGUGUGUGUAUUUUAACAGUUGACUCUGACACAAAAAUUGAGCAAAGAGUACAAAAUAUAUCGCUUUAAAUUGUAAUUGAAUUAAACAGUAAUACCUUGUGUUUCCACUAGAUGGAAGGAUUUCACAAGAGUUCAUUGCUUGAUUAAGCUUCAGUAAACCUGCACACAUUUGUUCAAAGAAAUGCAGCCACAAUCUUUUACUUUUCUAUUUUUCUUAAAAUAUUAAUUGAUUAAUGACAUACAGUAUGUGUGAUGCAUAAGGCAAUGCAAAUUGAAUCUGGCUAAUGCGAGACCUGACCCUUUGACACCACAUGUCACACCCCCUGGAUUAUAGGUCAUGCAAAAACCCAGAAUGCAUAGUCUUAAGUGUUUUUGUAUGUGCUUUAAAUUUCCUUCAAGAAACUUUACAAAAAACCCUUGUUCCAAAAAACAACCUGUUCUACCUGGAGAGAUGAUCUUUCAUGUAGAAGUAAUUGCUAAAAUCAUGUAAUAUUCUAUUUGUACAAAGCAUAAAUGGACCAAAACUAAAUUUACUAAUUUCAGUCACCAUCAUCUGUACAUCAAUGCUUGUACAGAUUAUUUACAUAUAUAUUCACAUUGACAGAGUUAUUGAAGGUUUACUGUAAUCCUUGUUUAAUGUAUAAUACAGUUCAUGUGUUCAAAUUUAUGAAUGUGUAACUCUUCAAAUCUGCAUUUCAUGCCUUGGGCUCUGAUCCAGGUCCUCAUUGGUUGGUCUGGACCGGGGAGGUGGGAGUGGUUCAUGCCAAGAUAAAAGGAGCAAUUGCCUCUUGUUCUGCUUUCACAUACAAACACAUUCAACACGUGUCUGGCUGCGUGUGCAUCUGCGUGUGGAUGUUGAGAAUCAGAAGAGGACCGGUCCAAACCAUCCAAGCACCUGAGUGUCCUUUUUUUGAAAAGUUGAACCAUGGAUAUUGCCGAGUUCCGUCGCAGAGGAAGGGAGAUGGUCGACUUUGUGGCUGACUACUAUGAGAACAUAGAAAAGAGACCCGUCUUCCCAGACGUUGAACCAGGAUAUCUUCGCUCUCUAAUCCCCAGCGAGGCUCCAGUGGAUCCAGAAACCUAUGAGGAUAUUAUGAAAGAUGUGGAGAGAGUGAUAAUGCCAGGGGUGACACACUGGCAGAGCCCAAACUUUUUUGCUUACUUCCCAGCUAAUUCCUCAUUACCUGCCCUUUUGGCUGACAUGCUUAGUGGAGCCAUUGGCUGCAUUGGAUUUACUUGGGCUGCCAGCCCAGCCUGCACAGAGCUGGAGACUGUGAUGUUGGAUUGGCUUGGAAAGAUGCUACAACUGCCUGAGUGUUUCUUAGCUGGGACUGAUGGUCAAGGAGGAGGUGUCAUCCAGGGCACUGCCAGUGAAGCCACUCUAAUGUCUCUGCUUGCUGCUCGGUGUAAAACGGUUCGAAGGGUUCAGGCCUCCAACUCUCAACUCUUAGAGGGGGAAAUCUUUUCCAAAAUGAUGGCAUACACAUCUGAGGAGGCUCAUUCCUCAGUGGAGCGUGCAGCUCAGAUUGCAGGAGUGAUGAUCAGGAAGGUUCCGACAGAUGACACUUAUGCCGUUAGAGGGGAAAUGCUGAAGAAGAUGGUGGAGAUGGAUAAGGCAGCUGGACUGAUACCAUUUUAUUUUUGUGCGACUCUCGGCACCACUCCUUCCUGUGCUUUUGAUCACAUCACUGAACUGGGGCCCAUAUGUAAUGACGAAAACAUGUGGAUGCACGUCGAUGCAGCGUAUGCAGGCAGUGCUUUUGUCUGCCCUGAAUUUAGACAUUUGUUAAAUGGCAUUGAGUAUGCAAACUCAUUUGACUUCAAUCCACACAAAUGGCUUUUAGUCAACUUUGACUGCUCUGCAAUGUGGGUGAAGAACAGAGCUGAUCUAAUUGGAGCUUUCAAGGUGGAUCCACUCUACCUGAAACACGAGAACCAGGAAUCAGGUUUGGUGACCGAUUAUAGGCACUGGCAGAUUCCACUUGGAAGAAGGUUCCGCUCCCUGAAGAUGUGGUUUGUCUUCCGUCUGUAUGGACACAAAGGGCUUCAGUCACAUAUACGACAUCAUGUGACCCUAGCUAAAGAAUUUGAGAGUCUGGUACGAGCAGACAAGAGGUUUGAGAUCUGUGCUGAAGUCAUCCUGGGUCUGGUCUGCUUUAGACUUAAGGGUGAAGAUGUGCUGAGUGAGAAUUUACUAAAGAAGAUUAACCAGAAAAGGGAGAUCCACCUGGUGCCUUGUCAGCUCUCCGGCCGCUUUGUGCUGCGAUUUGCUGUAUGUAGUCGAACGACAGAGUCACAUCACAUUCAGAAAGCAUGGCAGCACAUCACACAGCUGACCUUUGAGGUGCUGCAGGUGUCCAAUUAUUGAGGGGUGGUAAAGCAAAACCUCUAGGUUACCAAAAGGUGCACCAAAGUUAGGAUAUAAAAAAAAGAAUCCAUGUUGUGGUACUAAAUGUUGCAAAAGGGAAAACCUGCAGUCGUGUGUGUUGUUGUUGUUUCCCUUAUGUUAAAAAACAAACAAAAACAUUCCAAAAACUGAGUGCGUAAAAGGGAUUGUUUCUGGUUCUAUGUGCACACUUGAUCUCUGGCUUUAAUCUGUCGUGUUAAAUCGUCCUCAUCAAAUGCAGUAAUUCCUCUGCAGACUUAUCUUUGGUGUCUCAUCUUCUUCUGUGUCUCCAUGAUCCAACAUGGUGUAUCAAGUAAGUGGAUAUUCUUCUUUUUAAAUAAUAAUAAUUGUAUUAUUUAAUCAAUAAUAAUAAUAUUAAUAAUAAUAAUAAUUAUUAUUAUUUAUUUCAGGAGUUUGGUUGACUGUGAAUGAAAGAUUUUUUUAUUUCAAUGAAUGUAUUUGAAAAUGAGAGUGUGAGUGUAUUUUUAUGACCAGUGAGAUGUAAUAUUUUAUGAGAAUUACGAGAAUCUAAAGAUUUAAAAAAGAAAUUAAUCACAUUUAAUCAAUAUAUUCUAUUGUUGGUCUUUUUCGUUUCGUUUCAUUCUAACAGCCCCUGAGAGGUUGUUAAAAUGCUGCUGAUAGUUAGGGAAAUAAACUCUAAGUGCUUUACUGUAAUUAUUUUUUGGUAUCUUAACAAGUACCUUGCUUUUUGUCUAAUUCUUUUUUGUGAAAUUCACCAAUCUGGCAUUUCUCACAUUUUGUCAAAGACAAUGCUUUUAUGCUGUUGGUUGUGAGGUGGGGGAGCUUGAAUAUAUAAGUCUGAAGUAGUGAGCUUUUUGAAUCAUGUGUCCCUUAAAUAUUUGUGCACCUUUUCUCUGGUUUGGUGCUGAAAUGGUCUUAAAGUUAACGUUUGUGACACUGGAGUGAUCUUUCAUGUGACUGUGUCAUGUGACCUCUGGAGUUUAUUCGUCCUUGCUUUGUUUGUCCUGCAUGCUUCAAGAUGGGUUUAUUUUAAUAAAGCUCUGUUUAAGCGUC
Cynoglossus semilaevis (tongue sole) is the source of this 4236-nucleotide messenger RNA. It is a transcript of the gene ddc, whose product is annotated as dopa decarboxylase. Bases 1741 to 3183 code for a protein of 480 amino acids. Lineage: Eukaryota; Metazoa; Chordata; Actinopteri; Pleuronectiformes; Cynoglossidae. Gene Ontology annotation, biological process: carboxylic acid metabolic process; catecholamine metabolic process; serotonin biosynthetic process. Gene Ontology annotation, cellular component: cytoplasm. The record is from RefSeq and is a predicted model, not a curated record. The transcript is spliced from 14 exons. Gene Ontology annotation, molecular function: pyridoxal phosphate binding; aromatic-L-amino-acid decarboxylase activity.